Messenger RNA from Cinara cedri, 35709 nucleotides. The record is from the annotation of a GenBank genome assembly. NCBI's taxonomy places the organism in Eukaryota, Metazoa, Arthropoda, Insecta, Hemiptera, Aphididae.
CACCAUUCGUUUUAGUGUAGCGAACGAAAAUGGUCGUGUGCAAUUAUUUAUUACUUACCGGCGUCGUCGGUUUUUGAUUUCUUUUCGUGUCGGCUGACGGUGUUUAACACGGUAUAGGGCAGUCGGAUAAUUUAUCAAAUUUUCGAUCGAUAGCGAGUAAAUCGCCGAGUGGUUUUUUUUUUGUUUUUGUUUUUGUUUUUUCGAUAAUAAAAAAAUACCCAACAUGCGGUCGGAUAAUCGACGGGAAUAUCGAGAAAUAUAGUUUUAAUAAUAGCGUUUAAUAUCAAUGUAUACGGACGGUACGAAAUAUUGUACAUCCGACAGCACAGUUGUAGUAGUAGUUAUGAAACUUGAAGUCUGACGAAUAAUGCAGUUAUCAUUCGGACCGUUAAUACUCGCGUGGAUACUGCUAUUGCUAAUACGGCUGUCAACAAGUGUAAAGGUACGGUUUAUAUUUAUAUUUACUCAUGUAUGUGUGUAUUUAAAUAAGGAUUGUGUUUCGCGUUUAAAACGAAAUAUACGGAAAUUUCGCUAUCGUCGCGUAUUAAUCCGAUAUUAGCCGGCGUAUUGUAUUAUUGUUGUUUCUAUAAUAUCUAUAGAUGAUUACGUUCGAACAAUAUUAAUUAUUCGGUUAAUAAUUUCACGUGAAAUCGCGUUCAGAAAUAUAGUAUUGAUUUUAUUUUAAACGAAUUUACAAUACACGGUGUUUAGAUUUCGUUAAUGAAAGUCUUGAAAAUCAGUUACCAACACUAACGCCGUACAUCAGUAUCGUAAAUUAGUGUCCGUAAAUACUUACUUUUCCGACCGAUUUUCAAAGUACUUACUCCAGUGUCAUACGGGUAAAUUAUAAAAAAUAUAGGGACCUACACAGUACAAUCUGUUAUAUUUUUUCUAAAAUUAUCGAAAAACCAAUCGUCAAUAUAUUUACAUUUAAGCGUGCACAAAUAAUUCGAUCGGUUUCGUAAAGAAAUGCGUUUUUCUGCUGACUUUUAUUUUAUAUUCAAACUUCGUUGGGGGAGGGGGUAUUUUUGCCUCAAAUCACAGGUAUUUUGGUGAUUUCAGUUAAUAAUGUCCAUAAAAAAAAAUAAUAUUGUGACGGAAAUUUGUUGAAACGUUUAUUUUCUUUAUUCUUGAGUUUUUUUUUUUAAAUUAUCAUUAUUAUCAACUAUAAUAUUAUAAGCAGGUAGGUGGGUUAGUUUUUAGGUUUUUAAUUUCAUUUACGGAGUGGUUUUACGAAAAAAUGUACUGUCUACCCCUCGUGUAAACCGAUUAUUCUUUUUAUAGUUACUGUUUUUUAUUUGAUUUUUUUUCUCUCUCUAGCCAAAUGUUUAUUUGAUAAUUAUAAUAUUAAUAUUUGAUAAAAAGGUGCUUUUUUGGCUGACUCGAAUAUUUAAGUUAAGGGACGGGAAUCCUUUUAGCCGCUUUUAAUUUCGCCUCCAAACGUUCAUAUGUGUAACACCAUAAUAUUAUAACACGCAUAAUGCAAUACAAUUGUAUAAACGGUUAACCGUAUUUUUAAAUUUUAAUUAAUUCAAUAAUUUUACGCAGUCUUUGUAAUUUUAUACACCUACAUAACCGACAUUAUCUACACAGACACACAAUUCUUAUUGUUUAUACUCAAGUACAAACCAGGCUAAUUGAAUUUUACUACAUAAUAACAAUUAUUAUUUUUUUUUUAAGUAAUUCAGUCGACUUUUACCGUUAUUUACGGAAGAGUACUUCUCAUAAGUCAUAAUGUUUUUGAGAGUAUACUAUAACAUGCUGUGCCUUAAAUUAGGGAUUUUAAUUAUUUAAAUUUUUUGAUAUUUAAAUUUGGUAUUUAUUAUGGUUUAUACUGUGUAUAGAGAAAUAAAAGAUAUCAGUUGUAUACAAAUUACUAAAACUGUGAAAAUACAAAAUUAUUGUACAUCGUAAAAGUAUUGUGAAUUUUUAACAAUAAUUGCCGAAAUAAAUAAAAUUUUUAUUAUAUUGGGUACGGUUUUAGCGUCAUAAGUGGUAUGAGCAGUCAAUACAUAAUAAUACAUAAUGAUGAUCAUUAUUACAUUUUUUUUUUCUUUUUUAGAGUAUACUGCAUACCCUCAAGUGGCGUUGGAACACCACUGAAGUUAUAAAUUAACUUAAAAAGACGAAUUCUUUAAUACAAAUAGAUAAAUUAAAAUGAAAUAAAUUUGAACACAUAAAACAAUACGUUUUUAGCUGAACAAUAACCAGGAAACUAUUUUGUUAGGAAACUAUUUCGAAUAUUAAAGAGUUUAAAAUAUUUGAAAAAUGUAAAUUUCGAUUUAACAUAAUAUCGUAUACAAUAAUAAUAUUAUUGAUUUUAAUUAAACGUGUUUACUUUAUUGAUAAAAUCGAUAAGUAAACUAUAAUUUAAUUUGAAUAUAAAAUUAAAAUUAUGUACAAUUGUAAAAUGCAAAAAAGGAUAAAAGUAAAAUUUAAAGUAUUCCCGUCAUCGGGCCAAUUUAAUUUAAUUUGCAUUCGAAAAGUCAACAGCUCAUCAAGAAUAAUCGUGUCUGACGCAAACUCGCUGAAAAAUAAUACUUAAUACAAAUUAAUAGUUUGAAUUUUUCUACAUAAUACAGUGUUAGACAAACGGCCUAAAUUACCGAUCCAAUAGAGUAUACAAUUCGAUUACUGCGAUCCGUGUGAUUCGCGACUGAUUAUGCCAACUGCUAAAUAAAAAUCGACUUAUUCAGUGCAUUUCACACAUCGAGUUCGUUAUAUAGUUAUAUUAUUAAGUCCAUUUAGAGUAUAAAACCUGAGUGGUUUUUUUUUUUUUUUUAAAUCUUGGGCCUAUUGUUGAACGAGGUGAUAAGUUUUCAUUUUCCCGGACGAGUAACACAGUUGUAUUUUAUAUCAUACCUGGUGCAGACGCAAUAAUAUUAUAACUAACCAAUUAGACUGCGAAAGUUUAUGUAUAUUCGUUUUCGACCGAAAUUUUGUUACGCUUAAAAUCAACGCGUCUGAAUAAUAUAAUAUUUUAAAAACGUUCGCUCUAGUGUUGCAGUAGGUACGUAACUACCUACCUACCUACCUACCUGUUCGUCGUUUCAUCAGAGACAUUUCUGCAUCGAUUAACAAACAUAAUCGAUCCGAGCGAACGUUUUUUGCUCACUUUACCCUACGAUUUAUUUUUUUUUAUUAUUAUUUCUAUUAUUCGUCGAGCGCAUCGGACCACUGCAGUGGAUGCGUUCCGGCGAGUGAAAAUUCAUAUACGUUCUCAAUAUCAGCGCGAACGGCAACGAUUAUCUUCAUUGUAAAUCAAACGAGGAAAGUAACGAUUCGGUAAUAACUCUAAAAAUUGCCCUCUUAUAUACCUGCCUACACAUACACACACACACACACACACACCCAGACAUGAUAAUAAUACACCUUUUACUUUCAUCGCACAUCCUGUCUCGGGUCCACUCGAGACCAUUAUUGUUAUUAUUUUUGCAGAUCAAAUGCCUAUAAAUGCUACUCCGCCAUCAACAAUAUAAUAUUCGUCUUCGCCCGUUCGCAUAUUGUGUCUCCAUAAUACACGAUUAUAAUAAUAAAAAAAAAAAAAAAAUGAUCCAUUAUCAAUAAUUGGUAUACCUACCUACCUGUCUGAUAAAAACGAACUAACUAUACAUAAUACAUAUAAUAUGUAUUAUAACGACGAGUAAAGUCCAUUAUAGUCCGUACGUUUACAAUAGUCAAGCUUAUUUCCCGAUAACCUUGCCCAUUCGGAACACGUUUGAUUUGCACGCAUCAGUGACACACUUUAUAACGAAUAAUAAAAUAUAUAUAUAUAUAUAUACAUGGGUAUAUGUAUACACAUAUCCAAAUAUCGAAUAUGAUUGUACAUAAUAUAACAUUGUUUGAGCUGUUGGCUUUUUAUUUAUAUUUUUUUUUUUUUGUGUCUGUAUAAAUAAUAAUGUAAAAAUUCCUGCUAUUGUCAAAAAAUAUUAUAAAAUAAUCGAAACAAUCCUGUUGGUCAGGUUGAUAACCUUAAAUAUGUUUCAAAAUUAUUUUUCAAGGAGAAAUAACGAUACAGUGUAAUAUAAUAUACAGGCACCUAUAUAUAUAUAUAGGUAUACAAUAAAUGUGAAUUGUUCUUUUAAAAGUUUAAAGGGAGAAAAAAAUAUUCCGACAUUUUCGCUAAUAAUAACUGCGCAUCUCUUUAAAUUAUAAAGUUGAUGACAAUAAUUUUUUCGAGUUGAAUAAAAAAAACAUUAAUUUUAAUAUUACAUUCUCACAUUUAUUUCAUUUUGAAUCAACGAGUGUAUAUCGUCGCGAUUACACUUCUGAAAAAUAAAAUUAUAAUUAAAGCCGACAGAAAUAUGUCCUGAAAACCUAUUGAAUACGUACGCAGUUAUGCCGUUAAAAUUACUAAAAUAUGCUAAAAAACAAAAAAAAAAAACAACAAUAAUUCUAAUUUUAAUACAAUAUUUUAAAUCGAUUCCGAACGUACCGAAUGAGUAUGAACCACGACUGAUGACUUGGAUAAAAUCAAAUUCGUUUACGUACGGGUACAUUAAAGUAUACUAUAGACAAGAUAUUAUGUGACAUAUUUAUACGGUAGUCUAACCUUAACGACGCAUCAAUAAAUUGCAUAACUCUUAACAACUUAUAUGAAACAAAUCAAUAAAUGUUAUCUUAUCUAAAACACGGUUACCCAGGAUGUUAUCGCCUUGAAUGCUGAUAUUUAUAAAUCUUGGCUGAUUAUUGUGCGUUUCGUCAAGUUGAACACGUCUGAAAAAUUCACGAAAAUUUAAAUAGGCUCUUAAGCAUAUACGGAAUAUACUUGAAAUAUGCUCUAAAAACGCAUAGUAUCCUAAACUAACAUGCUCUACUAAUCUUAAAACGCCGUUAUAUACAAAAGUAUGCAAAAUCAAAUUUUGGUCUAUCGACUCGUUGAAACACGCGUUUUGUUAUUGACUAUAUCAGCUAAUUUUUGACCAACCAAUAGAGUAUGCAAAUUCAUACAAAUUUCAGUACGAAUUAUACAACCUGUAAACAAUUAAAUUCGAUUUAUUAGUUUUGGUAGUUUCAAUCGUACAAAAUGUGUAGCAUAUGACAAAAUUAUAAAGAUUAGAAUUCUCCUGUGCCAAGCGUAAAGGCUAUAAUAUUACGAAGAAUCCAUAAAACGUAUACGACGUCAAUUUAUUUUCAAAUGUAUUUUCAAUUCUCAAAUUUUAAAACGGAUUUUAUUUCUUGAAUUUGGUAUUAUAUUGGCUAAAAUAUUAAUUUUAUAAUCACUUUCCGUCAGACGAGAUUUCGUCUUCCGUUCCGUAUUUCUGUUUGCUACUUGUCCAUCGUACAACAUAAUUUAUGGUACUAUCCUUUAACACGUGUUGUGCGACUCGCAAAUCGGGAUCACAGCUGAUGCUAUUUAGCCUAACUCGAGUCUCGAUUUUAGCGUAAGCUAUUAAAGUUAUUUCGCUAUUCAAAAGUAAUUUCGUAUUAACCGUUGUGCGUCCGUCGAUAUUCUUGGUCACGUUUGGGCUUCGGCGUGUACAGCUGUUAAAAUACGAAACAAAACGAGUACGCGGCCGCAUCGAUAGAAAAACUUGUAAUUUACGAUUAUUACAGCAAAACCGUAUUGUUUAUAAAACGAUUUUUAUUCCGAAACCUAUUCGCGUAUAUAAAUUAGAUAUGUUUAUAAAAUUACCGAUCUAAAUACACGCUACAAACACGAACAAGGGAGAUUGAGAUAUUAUUUUACAUACAUUACGUAUUUAAAUUAAAUCCAAAACAACAACUUCCGGUUUUUUUUUUUUUUCCCCGGAAUAAUUUUACCGCAGAAAUAUUAUAUACGUUAGGUAACAGUACGUUCAUUAGUCGUUCGUUCGUUUGAUUAGUUAUUCGUCGAAAUUAAAACUGUGAAACAAUAUAUAUUUAUAUACAUAUAUACAUAUUUUAACGGGUACGCCUAGACAUAAUAACAAUAGGCACCCGCUAAAACGCACGCAAUUGAUCUUAAAUAACCGUAUCGAUGUAAUAUGUUAUAAUAUUUUUUUGAUUUUUUUUUUUUUUUUUUCCGUUCUUACACUAUACUUAAUAUUUAUAUAGUUCAUUGAACUAUUGACAAAAAACAAAAAAAAAACAAAAUAUCGGAUCGCCAUAUCGUAUAUUAUAUAUUAGAUUCAGUACCUACACAAUAUCAUUACCUAUACGAUAUCAAUAUAAUAUUUAUCACGAAUUGUUCCGACACUAGACGUCAUUUGUUACGUUGCGAUGUGCGACGUGUACACCUAUCUCAUCGUCGUGCCCGGCAGUAAUUGUUAUAUUCGCGGUGUUCGUGUUCCCGGGCAGCGUCGUCGGCUAUAACGCAAGGGGUCACGGGACUUCGACACUGUUUCACGCAAAUUGUAAUGAUGUGACUUUGGUAAAUUGAGUACCGAACGAAUCGAUCGUUUUUCAAAAUCGGUAAAUCGAGUACUAUUUGAAUUACGAUUACUGUUAUUUUUGACAAUAUAAGUACGUAAUCGUACGUUGUUGCACCGUACACAUUUAUCGGUUAAUCACACACAGUGCACGCCGUUUAUGGACAGAACGUUUUUUUGCCGAAUUUUACUUAAACGUACGUAUACGUCUUAUCUUAUCGUAUUGUUUGGGAAAUGUCGACGACUAUAGGUCCCGAGAGACUCAAAUUACCGCUUUAAUUUUUUUUUCUUUUACGAGAGACUCGACUUAUCUAAAAUUAAUAAAAUGAAACUCAAUUUACCAAAUCCUCGCGGACGAGGGUCCCGCUCAAAUAACAGUAUCGCGGUACACUAUAUAGUUUUACUGAUUUCGGGGCGCCCGAACGGUUGUUACAGAUAAUAUUAAUUAUUGUCACGGCCAUUUAAUGCCGUAUAGGUAGCACAGCGUGUUUAUAUUAUUAUUACUAAACAACAAUAAAUUAUAACAUUUGAAAACUGAUCUGAUGCGCUGUUACUGUCCGAUUUCCAUAAAUAAUCAGUAGUGUUCCGUCGGUACUGUGUAAUAAGCGAUGAUAAAUAAAUCGCAUAAAAUAUGUACGACUUAUUAAACAAAUACGUAUAAAUAGCCGAUGAUGCCGCUGUUGUCAGCGAAAAGUUGGAGAGGAAAAAUAACAUAAAUAUACAGAUCCAUAACCGUACGCAACGAUUUAUUAUCAUUGCUAACAAAAAGUACGAGAAAACGAGUGUAAUUUGGUUAAACGUGUAUAGAAAUGCCCUACGAUUUUCAUUAACAUUUUAAAAGGUUAAAAUAUAAACACUAACCAUUGUCGUUAUUUUUUAGAGCGUCAUAAAAACACAUGAUGAACUUUGUAAUAAAUUUCUAAGUAUUCUUGAGGAUUCAAAAUAAUGUUAUCCACAUAGAAUCAAAUAGAAAUUAAAAAAACUCAACAAUUUCAAAUGUCUAAAAUGUAAAUAACAAUAAAUAGCUCAAAAAUGUUUUGAACAUUUUACUAUAUCAUGAAAGUGCUAAUAUACUUAGUGGUUGGUUAUAAUUUCAGGUAUUAACGAUUAUUUCCGACCGAAUAAAAAAAUAAAAAAACAACAACAAAAUCGUAAAUGUCCUCGGGUUAUUGCGUAAUAUUUCCCAUUUUCCGAUGUUUUUUCCCAGGUUUUUCAAAUUGGUAAGAAAACAAUAUGGGCAACUAUCGUUUUGUUUUAUUGCGAUACGAUUUAUGGUAAUAAAGUGUUUACAGACAGAAGAAAACAAAAGGCAAACGUCAUAGUAAAAACAGUAUUUGCAUUUUUUUCUACGUUUGGAACGUAAAAUAUCGUUAAAACAAUAUGUAAUGUAUUCAAAUAUGCUACUGUUGGAAAAUAUGUAUAAGGCCUAAGACAUUUUUGUAUUAAAGAGUUCUAGUCAUUUUCGGUUGUGGAAAUUUUGAGCCGAUAAAAAUCUUUUACGAAAGAACUAGGAUUAAAGAUUUGAAUUCGUGAUGAAGUAAUUAUUAUAUCAGCCUAAAUUAUAAUACUAUUUUGGUUCUUGUGGAAUUUAUGAAUUUUUAUAAGUUUAGACUAAGUUUAAUAUUUAUUGUUUGAUAAUUUUUGAAAAAUACGAACAUGAUGGCAUUAUAGUUUUUAAAAAUUGUAAUGGUCAUAAUGGUUAUAUACUUUUUAACGUAAUUCAGGGCCGUACUGGUCCAGUGGUCUACUGUAUUCCUAUAGAGGAUAGUGGAUCGCUGUCCUUGGUUGGCAAAGGUAGGCAAGUAAAUGAAAACAAUUAAUUCGAUUAAAUUAAGUUAAUUAGACAAAUGAGUAACCUCAAAUAAAUGUUAAAAGUUAAAUAAAAUUAAUUGAACUAAUUAAAUUAAAAGUUAGAACACAAAACAAUUUUAAACUUAACUCCGUUAAAAAAAUUGUUUUACUAUACAAAAUUUACAUUACGAAUAUUUAAUAUUGAGCAAUUUAUAUGUAUUUACAUUUUAUUUAAAUGUAUAUAAAAGUAAACUAAAUCGAAUUAUUAUAAUAAAUAUUGUAGGUAUUGAACAGCUAACUAACGCUGAAUUUCGAAUGUUGAAAAUAAUCGUUCGUCUUCAACUCGUUAAUUUAACUGAAUUUGUAUAAACACUAACUGCAGAAAAUUAAAUUUGUGUACGAUGAAAACUCAAACUAAUUAAGCCGUUUAGUUAACAAUCAAAAUAAUUAAUUAGUUUAAAGUUAAAUAAAAAUUAAUUUUAAUUUUUUAAUCAGUUAACGGCCACCCUCUUGUCUGUGUCUGGUAUGAUUAUAAUACAUGUAUUUCGUAUAAAAAAAUAUAGAACGAUGAGAUUUAAUAGGAGAUAAUGAGAGCGAUUCUACUCUCGCAUUAAGUUUUCAAUAUAAACGGAAACGUAUGGUUUUAAAACGAUUUGGUUUUAUUGAACUGAUGCGUGGGUUUGGAUGUUUGACUGAUGAAAUUUAAUUAGUUUUCCAUAACUAUCUAACAGUAAACAGGUUACUCUUCUUGAAUACACAUUUUAGUGUGACAUAUAUUGUAUAUAUUUACUUAAUUUUAAUUCUUCGAGAACAUCAAUAAUACAAAUAAAAAACUUGUAGAUGUAUGAGUUUUUCUGCGAUUUGUUUACUUAGAAUCUGUCUCACAGUUCUACGGUAACAAAAAAAAAAAAAAAAAACAUGACGUAAUAAAUUCUGUUUCAGAUCAACGAGACGAAUCUAAUUGAACAUUUAACACCAUCGGAAUGGAGACAUUUCGUUGGACCCAACGCGAGUAAGUUAUUUAUAUCGGUUAUAUGCUUUAGUUCCGCAUGGCGAUUAUGGUUUGAACAUGUUUUAGAGGGAGGAGGGGAGUGUGAAAGAAACAAGUGAAAAUUGACGAAGCAAUAUUAAAGUUGUUACAAAAUUUGUUUUUUUUUUUUAAUGAGGCGAGAGGUACACACACACGUUAAAAGCGAAUAAAUGUUAAUCGUUAUGGUUCCGUGGGUUUCCGAAGGGGUCAAUAACACACGGAUAGUAUACUCGUAUUAUAAUUCUUGUAUAUUUACACGCUACAGAUUUAGAUAGGGUUUUCUCGUUGGUUGACAGCGUUAUCUUACAGGAAAAAACUAAUUAUGUGAAUGUCGAAUUGACCUUUGUUUGUAGCAAUUUUGCUAAAAAAAAAAAAAAAAACAAACAUAAUAUGCGUAUAUAUAUUUAUGUAAAACUAGACGUUAGAGAGCGUGUAUGCAUUGUUCUAGGUCAACAUUUUGGCGUAACUUACUUAAAUCCAAAUAUGCCGAAAAUUGGACUGGUCAAUUUUACGUCUAACCAGUUUGGUCAUCAUUUUCAAUUAGACUUGCGAAAGAAUAACGGUUUAUUCGAUGACAAGUUUGUGAUAUUGAAAAGAAUAAAUGGAAAAUCGGAAAUCAUUGAUAAUAAUCUGUGGAAUGAUACCGAUUGUUAUUACCACAGUUUUUCACCUCACGUGGCCGCCCUUGAUGUUUGCAACGGACUGGUAAAUAAUUAUACCUAAAUUUAAAAAUUAAAAAUAAAGGUUUUUUUUUUUUUUGUUUAUCGGUUUUUUUUUUUUUAGAGAGGAAUCCUCAAGUCAAACGAUGAGGAGUAUUACACUAUAAGUCCGUUACCGGAGCGAUUUCAUGGUUUAAAUGAAACACCACACGUAAUUGUCCGAGUACAAAGCGCAGUGAAGUUAAAAGAUUCAAUUGGUAAAUUCAUCGCUGUAAACGAAAACGACAGGUUACGAAUUCGGAAAAAACGAGGUAUUUGGCCGCCAGCUGUGUUGAAUUUGGAAAUAGCAAUUUUUGUAGACCAAGACCUUUACAGGCUAAUGGCUGUUAACUUCGAAUCGAACACUGAGAAAGAAAUUAUUCGAUUUGUUUUGGCUAUGGUGAACGCUGUAAGUUAAUCAUUAGGCUUUGAUUUCACGGUACACGAAACACUACUGACUAUCACUAUUCCAUUUUUAUUUUGUGUUAAUGCAAAAUGAUUUUAAACAAAUUCAAAUUAGGCUGAUUUUACUUUUAAACAAAUUAUAUUUUAAAAGCGUCAUAAAAUGGUACGAUGUUGAACACACGGUUGUGUAAUAUAAACUUGUAUAAUAUUUCGUAUGCAGUAAGAACAAUUAUUUAACAUGUUAUACCAUUUGAUGCAUGCAAACGAACAAUUUCGCCUAAUGGCAACGCGUUCAACGAAUAAUAAUAACAACAACAACGAAUAAUUAAAUCGCGAUAUCAUUUUAAAAACGAUAUUAAUUGUGUGCUAGAAAUUUAUUGUACGCGCGAAUACUGUAUUGAACCGUAGCGUAGCAGUUACAAUGGUGGCCUAGUUGAAAUACAAAUAAGCAAUCGGAAAAGACAUUAAAAGAAAAUCUGGUUUUUUUUUGUUUUUUUUUUUUUUCGUGGUCGUUUAGGUUGACUUGUUGUACCAUGACCCCUCGCUAGGCCGUCAAAUUAACUUCAUCUUGAAAAGACUAGAGAUAUUGCAUUCGGAUCCCGAGGGUUUGUCCAGGUCCAACGACAUAGACCGGUUUUUGAGCGACUUUUGCAAGUGGCAGCAAACCGAAAAUCCACCGCAUGAUUCCGACCCCCUGCACUGGGACCACGCCGUUAUCCUCACUGGCCUCGAUUUGUUUGUGACCGGUAAAAACGGUAAAGUCAGUAAUCAAGUGGUGGGUAAGUGUUUGCAAUGAUAUAAUAGUAAUGGCUUAAAGAGUUUUUUUUUUUUCUUUUUAAUGGAUAAUGCAAUUAUUAUUAUAUUAUCAACCUUAUAAUAUUGCCGCACGUAGGUCUUGCUCCGGUCGCUGGUAUGUGCACGAAAACUAGUAGCUGCACAGUAAACGAAGGGCGUCAUUUUGAAAGCGUAUACGUGGUUGCACACGAAAUUGGCCACAAGUAAGAGAAAAAAAAUAAAAUCGAUAUAUUUCGAUUUGAUUGAAAAAUUAUUUUUUAAUUCUAAAAAUACAACUUGUACCUUUACCAGAGUAUAAUAUACCUGUAUAUCUUGCGGAAUGCAUAAUUCAGUUUCCGUCACGAAAGAGGUCGUAUCAAAGCACUUUUCAUUUUUUUUUUUUUUUUAUUAUACAUUCCGAAUAAAUUACUACCGUCUUCCUAUAGUUGGCUUUCUUCUUUAUUCCCGACGAAAAUGACUAGAAAUAAAUAUACCGAAACCGACGGAAAUGGACGUGAACUCGUAAAAAAAUAAAACAAUAAGCAGAAUAUAUUUAUAAAGUAUAACGCCAACGAAUAAAAACUGUAAAUAAUAUUUAUAUUUAUUUAAAGAUUUUGACGAAAGGUCGCACCUUUUGACAAUAAUUGUUAUAUUAUGUUGUAUUAUCGAUUGUUUCAAUGUAAAGUAUUGUUCGCUAUUACGACAAUACGCUUUUAAAUCGAUUUUCAUAUUAUACUUAUAAAUAUGGAAUCGUUGUAAAUAUGAAUGAAUAAAAAAAAAAAAAAAAAUCGUAAAAUUAAACAUAUUUUUAAAUAAAAACAUGUUGGAAGAAGUCUAUUUGAAAAGAUUUAAUAUUAAAAGACACAGUAUUUGUUUUUUUAUUAUGACUGAAGAUCACUUUUGGUACGAUUAUUAUAUUGUUGUAUUUGUUCUCAUUUACAUAACGACGCUUAAGAGUAGUUAUUAUUUUUCGGUUUCUAUUAUUUUUGUUUUGCUUCGUUGGUUUAAGGAUCAUCUAAUCUAGUUCGCAAAAUUUAUUUGUAAAAUUGGGCGUGUUUAGUGUAUUUAGAAAGUAAAGUAAGAAUUUUUUUUCAAGUUCUUUUACAUUGUUAAAAAAAAAAAAAAAAUACAUUGCACAAACACCUACACACAUUUCCCACGAAUAAAUUAUUCAAUUAAGUCAGACCUUUUUUUUUUUUACAAAAAACAGAAAUGGAUAAUUUAAAUUUUUUAAAACAUUCAAAGUAACGGUAUUAACAAAUUUAAUUAAUUAAUACGUAGAUUAACAAGAAUUUGGUUUUUUUUUUAGCACUCAUCGUGAAUAAUAAGAUUUAAUUUAAAAGAUUAUACUAUUUUAUAUUAAAUAAAAUUUAAUAACCAAUACUAUCAAAUUACCAAAUAUUAACGAAUUUAAAUGAAAAUAAUCAAGAUCUAUAUUAUUUUAUAUUUUAAUAGACGGAACUUUCUUUUUAUACGGUUUGUUAUUAAAUGGACGAUCAGUAAACUAUCGUGCGUUUGUGUAAAACAAUAUAAUUACGGAUUAAAACUCCAAGGACAAGAUAACCAGUUUUAUGUGUAAUGUGAUACCUAAUACUGAUUCGAUUUUUAACGAGUUACCAUCGUGUUUUGUUUAAAACUAAACGACACGGUCGGUAUUUAAUUGUUUUCCUUUUCUUUUUUUUUUCUUUUUUGUUCGUCUAGUUUGGGAAUGCGACACGACGGAACUGCGUCGGACAACAACUGUGAUCCAACGAGUUACUUAAUGUCACCGACCCUCGGAAGUGGUAAAAUUACAUGGUCCACGUGCAGCCAUGAGUAUCUGGAGAAGUUUUUACAGUAAGUGUUUCAAACUAUUAUUACGAUCGUAAUUAAAUGCAGUUUAUUCUCACCGGAGUUCAUGGUUCCCUGAUGGUUCUCGUAAAAAACACAUUUCAAUCAUUUCAUUAUGGCGAAAUUUGAUAAAUUCGUCGGUUUGUCGUUUAAAUGUUUUUCUUGAAUAUUCAGCGAAAUUAUCCAAUAGAUGAUCCCGUUCAAAAAAACAAAAUAAUCUUUAACUCGAAUAGGUAUUGAUGAGUUAAACGAUUUUAUGUGAUUUUCCAAUCUUAAUUAGAUCAUAGAUAAUGAAGAAAUGGACGUUGGGAUACAUUUAUAUCGGAAUCCAAGUGGGAUCUUCCCACUUUUCGUCCAAAUUACAAAUCUCAUACUAAGUGUAAAUUAAAAACCACCGGUGGUUGAAAAUUCACAUUGUGUAUAUAAAUAAAAACAGCGGUAAAAGGAAAAUAUCGGGUUGGAUACAUUUUGAAGUAUAAAAGUAGAUAAUCUUGUCGAUUGUGGUUUAGGGACGUAAAUUCUAUACCAUUUCAUUUGUAGAUAACGAUUACUUACAUUCAAAUUUUAAUAAUUGUCAAUUACUUUUUUACAUUAUAAUGUAUCAUGGUUUUUACGAUCCGGACAUAAUUUAUAUUUGACUAAUUAUAUGAGCACUGCAGUAUAGAGCCGCCGUUUUUUUUCACGCUAUCUAUCUCCAACACUAGAGGAUUUGUUGACGUUAUGUUUUUUCACCGACGGCGCGUGAAAAUAUUUGAAUACAAAGAAUUAUAUUUUGUAUUGAAUUUAGUUAUUUUUAUAUUUAACAUCACCAAAACAUCGAAAGCAACCUAGGUUGAAACACAUUAAUUAACAUUAUUAUCACCCGAUUUGAAUUAUAAUACAUAGAGAAAUAAAUACCUUAGACACGGAAAAAAAACAUCAGUACCUACCCCAUAAAAUCUUUUAAAACUGACCGUAUGAUAAACUACAAUAGCGCAUUUCUUUAUUAUCUAAUAUGUAUAAAAUAACAUUGUUUAGGAGUUCACAAGCGGGGUGCUUGUUCGACGACAGCGGUAGUUCCGAGUACUUAGACCACAGGCAAUUGGGCCGUUUACCCGGUGAGCGGUUCGACGCACACGAACAGUGUGUACUUAAGUACGGUCGAGGCAGCGUGCACGCCACUAGUCAAGACUUGAGCGAAGUUUGUCGAGAUUUACACUGUCAACGGGACCGGUAUACGUGGACUUCGCAUCCGGCAUUGGAAGGCACCUUAUGCGGCACGAAUAAAGUACGAAUACCUAUUUUGCUGUGAUCCGCACAAAAUGCUUCUUUGUUGCUUUUUGAUUGGAGCAAGAUAGAAAAGGUAGAAAAGUUUUUCACAGACAGAAAAAAAAAGUACAACAUAGUAAAAUCAAUACAUACCUCGCUGCAUUCAGAAUUUAAAAAAUAAGGUAGGAUAGUGUAUAUUAGUUAUUAAAGUGGGAAAAACUUCAAAGGAAGGAUUAUAUUAGAUUUGUCGAAAAUUGGGGAACGUUCCCAAGCAUUAACUAAACUCAACCAAGCUACCAAGAAAAUCAUAGAGUCAAAAAACCUUAAAAUUAUGCCUAAGACUUAUAUUCAGGAAUCAUCACGAGUUUGGCUGUAUACAGUUUCCGAAAUAGUAUGCAACAUGUGCAUAGAAACUAUUUUAGGUAAUCUUAUAAUUAUAAUUUGUUUAAAAAUAGUUACUUUUUACUUUUAACAAUAAUGCCUCAGUUUUUAAAAUACGCACUAAUUCCUACAUUCCUUCUAUUAUUAUAUUUAUACCUAUCUCAAAAGAUAUCAAAAGAUUUUUAAGGUGCCUAAAUUCCCUCGUUGGGUUUUUAUAUUUUUGAUAAGCUUAAUUGUAAGUAAAACUAUGCUCAUGCAAUAUUUUAACGGUUGAACAUAUUUUCCAACUAUUUGUCAUUUUCAGAACUUAAGCCUUUACAUUAGUUAAUUGACAAUUUUUUAUCGUUCGAUACCUCUUAUUUUUGGAGCUUUACGAGAAACUUAAGAAAAAACCUCGUGCCUUUGCCAUCUAUCUCCACGCAUUCUACUUUUGUGUGGUACGGACAAUUCUUGGAUACGAUUUAUCCGUCUGACAUACCUACUUAUCUCGUGGUCAAGCGCAUUAACGAAUUCAAAGCGUAUUUCUUUCCUGCGCAGCCUAUCAAUUAAUAAUUGAAUAUCCACCAAACGAUUACGCCUGCGUCUGCUCUACUCUCAAUGUCCCUUCGCUUGUUUAUUGUCGAAUUACUACGAUUUAUUUUCACGUUACCUAUUGUUUUUUUUAAUCAUCUUUGACGAUCGUUUCAGUGGUGCAGGAGUGGACGGUGUGUGCACAAAGGUUUGUCCGCUCUUCAGGCCGGUUUCGUACCGCACCAGAGUAUCGACGGCGGAUGGAGUGAUUGGCAACCGUAUUCGGACUGUGCCUCGUCGUGUUUGUUGGGCGAUAGGAAUGAUCUCAACAGUGGUAGCACCGGCAUAAUGACCUCAGUGAGGAGGUGUAACAACCCGAGGUAAGUAAUUUUUAUCCAGGUAUUGUUAGUUGGGACUUGGGUAGUUUUUCUCCCGACUCAGGAAAAUUCUUAUUAGGCAUAUAUAUAUUUUCAGACUACUUUAAUUUUUACCAUUUCUUGAUACAACGCUAACAGUUACUGGCACCUACUUACAAUUUUUUUUUUUUAAAUAAUAAAACAAAUUUUCGGACCACACAUGUAGAAACUUUUAUUUUAAGUUUUCGUGUACUAUAAUCUACAUAUUUAAUAAUGAUUCCACUAUCAAUAAAUACAAAUCUAUAGUUCUGUCAUGAUUUAUCACAGCAUACGAGUAGAGUAACAUAAGUAAGCAUUGAAGUUUGGUGAAAAAAAAGUAUCGUUGAAAAUCCAAUCCCAUCUGGGGCUUAAUAAAAACAAUUAAUUGACUAUUGGAAUUUAAAACAAAGUGAAAGUGUUCUAAUUAAUUAAUCCUAUUUUGUCAACGAUAUCUAUUUGACAAUCGUUAUUUUUUAAAUAAAAAAAAAGAGUUGAUACUGUUAAUGGGUUUCAUACUACUUUAGGUGGAAUAUUGGGAAGGUAGGAUGUGUAAAGUUAUUUAAUUUAUACCUGUAAGCAACGAUCAACCAUUGCUAAUGAAAAGCGAUUCUGAGCGGAGGUUGCUAAAUUGUUUCCAAUUAUUAUAGGAAACGUAUUGGAAAAUUAACAAAUGAUCUCCACAAUGCACCAAAUAGUUCGAGAAUCCAACAAAAAAAUUUUCUAGUCAUUUUUCGAUUAGAGCAAGUUUUCUGGUUGAAAAGUUCUAAAAAAGUUUUAAAAAAACCAUACUUUAUAGUAAAACCAACAGAUCUUGCUACGCUCGUAUCUAUAAGUUAUCGAUUUGGUAGAAAAUAUUUUAUUACUCUAUUUGUUGACAAAAUAAACACUGGCUAAAAAAUGUAUCGACUUAAGUAAAAUAUUAUUACAAAUUGUUUGUACAAUACAAUACAUUUGUUUUUGUAAGGUGGUCAAACUGCUCUACACAAGAUUCCGUUUGUUUAUAUUUUAGAGCCAUCCUUUGUUCUACCCCGGUGUGGAUUCAGAUUUAUAUUACGGGGGGGAGAGGAGAGAAUAUUGCGCAUUCAAAAAUAAAAUAUCUGUCCUAUUACAUGUGCGCAUAUCUGUGUGUGUGUGUGUUUAAAAAUAACUUUUACGAAAUAGUUGUGGUUGUGUCGCUAAGACCAUAGUAUCCCUGCUAUGGUUACUAAUUUGUAUUUUAUUCGUUAAUAGUAUAUACGUUUUGUAAUUUCAUAUUCCAUAGGGUUAUUGUUGUAUUUAUUAAUUUAUUUACUGCGCGGUAUCAACAAUUACAAUCAUAUAGAUAGUAUAGGAUGGCCAUGAACGGGAAAAUGCAAUUUUAAAAUAUUAAUACUAAUUCUUCACUCUACAAUGUUCUCAAGACUUUUAAAUUUAAACUAUGUGUUUAACACGUAUUAUCAAUUAUAAUCAAAUUUAGAAAAAAAAGUUCUUAAGGUUCUUAACAUUGUAAUUAUUUAAUAAAUACCAAAUAGUAAACUUAGUAACUAGUAAACAGUAAGUUUAUGUUUUAAAACAAAGCCCAUGUCUAGUACAUUACGAACAAAAUUAAAUUCUCGGGUCAAUUCACGCGGUUACAGUUCCACAUAAUCAAACGCAUUUGUGACAGAACUGCUGUCAAAAUCAGCAGGUAUUAAUCGUACAGACUCACUAUAUUUGAUGAUGACUGAUGACUUGUACUUGGUUUAUCCGCUACAUUAUUUUUGUCGGAAGAGAGGUCACUUUUAUAUAUAUUUUUAAAUAACUUAACGUGAAAUCCGCAAUUCUUUUUGACACGGUUAUAUUAUUUAAAUCAAACGCGAUCGUAUACUGAAUUGAAACAUAUUUUUGAAUUCGAUUUAUGGAUAAAACUAACGGGCAAUACGAGAAGAAACACGCUACGCGAUGAUAUUCAUUACUGAUUGAUAUUCAUUAUCGAGUGACCGUUCCAUGUGGCAAACGUUGAACAAUAUUAUCACUGCGAUUUCCCAUGAACUUUGUAAAAUCUAUUAUAUUAAAUUAGAUUAGAAUAUAGAUAAUAAUAUCUGUUAAUUAUCUGUAUCUGUGAAAUUCAGACAGUCGUUCGUCCGUUUCACGACCGCCACAUUGUGGUACUGGUAUCGCGUCGUUCACCGUUAUCGCAAAUUCAAAGAGUAAUUCAGAACACAUAGAUUACAUAAAUAAUUCAAAAUUUCUUUUGAGUAUUUUUACUUGGGAAUUUUCCCUAAAUAAAACCCGCCUACGAGGGUUGGUGGCCGCUUCCUCCGCUCCCCCCUUCCACUGAAUCCGUGUCUGGUUCCAAUCCGGAAUGCACCAUCUAGUUUUUUGUUACGUGUGAUAAUAUUAUUAUCAGAAUACGUAAACGACAAUAAUGUACUCAGAUGCUCUUAUAUUAUACGUUUUUGAUUAUUGCUUUUCAUCGUCAUUCGGCUGUCAAUCUUGAUGUCCGUGUUAUUUUUGUUGUAAUAUUAUACUUUGACGUUGUAAAAAAAAAAUAUGUUGGUCUUGUUUUCCAAAGGCGGGUCUAGGUUAAUGAAAAUAAUUUAAUUGAUCAUUUUAAAAAAGUUAUAUAUAAACGAAAAUACCUCAGUUUAAAAGGAAACAAAAAAGAAAUUUAACUCGUUUAGUUAAAAGAUGAAAUACAAAAAAAAAAAAAAAUGUUAACUUCGCUCAAAAUAAAAUUUAUUUAUUUAUGCAUUCACUUUACGUGAUACAAGCAACUAAAUUUGUAUGCAUAUUCUAACUAAAAAAAAAAAAAAAUUGAAUUAUUUUGCUUUUAACCCGUUAACAGAAUGUUAAUGCGAGUUAAUUGUAAAAAACCUAAACGAGUUAAUUGUAUUAUUAUAGUUAUAACGAUGAAAACAAUAAAUUAUAAAAGUUAAAAAAUAAUUACAUUUUCAACUUGAACUUUUUAAUUAUGUAGUUUUUUAAUGCUCACUAUCUAUGUUCUCCAUUCUAUUUGGCAAUUUUUAAUGACGCUAAAAAUGUCUCUUGUUUACGACCAAUGUUUGGGAAUUAAUGAAUUUGCGCAUCGCAUACAAUUGAAAUUUAUAAUAUAUGCACAGUGAAACGCGUACCGAGUUAUUUAUAAAUACGUUUUAUUGUACGGUGGAUUUAAAUGUAUACGCACGUUGUCCAUAGUUUUGAGUACUUAUUUACAAUAUGCGUAUACGGAUUUUCUAUACCGUCCAAACUUGUCCAUAUUUUAAUACUCCAAUUAAAAAUGAAAUACUUUUUAUUCGAAUAAAAUAGUGUUUUGACUGCUGUAAAAUCUGACAAAUCCAGAAUUAAGCAUUUGUAAAAUGAAAACAAAAGUAUUACGAUUUUCUCGAUAAUACUAUGGUAUAACGAAGAAAAACCACCAAAGUUCAUAGAAAUAGAAACAUAUUUCGACGGUUUCCGUUUCCGUAUGUUUAAAAAUCACAAUAUUUUGUUUAAUUAUUGAAAAUGCUUUGGUAAAAAUUAAAAAAACAGCAACUUUUAAUUGUGUAAUUUUAUUAUUAACGGGGCGAUUUAUUCUGAUUUCUGAACAAAAGCGAAGAUUUUCAUCUUUGAAGUAAAUACGAUUUGACAGGUUUUUCUUUAAAGGCAUUAAGACGAUAAAUUCAUAAACAAUAAAUUACCAAUCGAAAGGCAAAUCAAUAUUUUAAAUUAACUAAAUAGGUAUGCAUCUUCUAAUAGAAACUUAUGAUUCUUUUUUUUUAUCACCGAUUAUCACAGAAGUUUUAUGCAAAUGAUGAAGCAUAAUAAUGGUAUACUAUGGGGUUUAUUCGUAGAUAAAAAUAAAACAAAUACAAUAACACAAAUAAAAUAAAAUAUGGUUAAAUUAAUCCUUUUUUUGUUUUUUUGACAACUAGUACUAGUUAAAUUAAAAAAAAAUAAGAAUAAUAAUUAAGCUAUGUUAAAGUUGAUUUGGGCACAUAAAUUUAUUCUAGUAACUAAGUUAAUAAGUUACGUGUGUUUGGAAAAAUAAUAAAUCAAUUCAAGAUAAAAGUUAAAAGGGUUUAAAGUUUUUUAAAAUUACCCAUGGCUAUAUUCAUAAACCAUAAACGAAUUUAAAAGCAAAACCGGGUAAAAAGUUUUUUGUACGAUAAAUCCGUGAUUAACUUAAAUUUUAAUAAAAUUAAUUAGCCAAGUUAUAGUUUUUUCUUUUUGAAAAAAAUAACAAUAAUAAUUUAAUUUAUAACAUUCUAUUUUUUUUUAAACUACUCGAAUUAGAAGUUAUCAAAAAAAAAACACGACCCGGGCGUAACAUAGCUAACUUUUAAUUUCCGGAUAAGUGAAUGUUUCGAGUUUAAAUUGGUAAAGCGAGGAAAUGCCUAAAAAAAAAAAAAAAAAAAAAAAAAUAUCCGCGCUUCUGGGCACUUCUUUCCACACGGCCAGUUAAACAACUCAUCGCGUACGAUAUUUUCGUAGGUAGUAUUAUUAUUACAAAUUACACGUUUCAAGGACGGUCCGAGCGUAUUGCCGACAAAUAUUAUCUUUAUCCGCGCUGUGGACGAAAACGGGGGUUUCUGUUUUCAAAACGGAAAAGUUAAUAUUUAUACAACGGUCUUGUGUGUGCGGAAUAACGUUCGCGGAGCCGCGGCGCCACGCAAUAAAUCAGACUUUUUAUCAAAUUUUUUUUUUUUUUUUUUUUCUCGACGACGACCGCGUGCCUACGCGUACACUGUAUCGACACGCGAAAACGACCGGCCGGCGGGCCGCAUGCGCCGAACACCGCGGCCCCGCGCACCGCGCCGGGGCGACAAUAAUGGUUUUCCUUUGUCCCGGGAUUAGUAAGCGUUUGCAGAACAAAGGGAUGCAUAAUACACGUACACACGUAUAUACGUAUGUUUCAUACGUUACAUGUUCUGGUUUACGCCAAAGGCGAUGCAUAAAUUACACCGCGAACUAUACGUAUUUGUGUGUGUGUGUGUGUGUGUGUGUGUAUACGAAUACGGGUACGUGCCUAAAAUAAUAAUCGCGCUGUUAGAAAAGCCGCUCGCGUGUUUUAUCGACGUUCGGGAAGCUAGAUAAAUAAUAAUUAUUGCGCGUUUCACGGACAUAUGCGAGAUGUUUGCGGAACAAACGAGUUUUGGCGAACCGUUCUUCGCGCGCGCCCGGCGUUACACCCGAACGUCAUGUCACACCGGAUCUCAACGAAACCGAACAAACGGCUCGUUUCCGCGCGAUUUUUCCCGGCUGUGCAAAGGUAACCGCGGGGAAAAAAUGUUUAAAAAUGACUUUUUCCAACACAACAACGCAAUUCGCUUUCGGGGAAUGCGCUACGGUUGAAUAUCAGAGCAAGACUCCUGGUAGUGAAGUCGUUCGCAGACACAUCGACACGUCAUAAUAAACCAAUGCAUUGGGUGCUCGCUGCGUUUAGAAUAUAAAUUUACGACCUCGUGUAAAAUAUACUAUUUUAUCGACACGGAGAUACGAUGAUAUGACGUAUGGUUAAUAAAUUGUUGUGAAACGUCCGACGUUACUUUUAUUAGUUUUUAAAGCGGUAUAUAGAAAAACAGAAAAGGGAAUGAUGAGUGUAUCAGAGAUGAAUAUUCUUAGGUGGAUGAGUGGAGAGACGAGAGAAGAUAGGAUAAGGAACACGUAAAUACGUCAGUGGCGUACUAACGGGGGGGGGGGGUUGAUCCCCAAACCCCCCCGAAAUUUUUAGAAUUUAUGAAUUUAUUUAUUAUACGAGAAAACUAAAAUGCAUGGUACUUAUAAUUAAUUGUAUUGUACUUAGCAACUUAGGUACCUAUAACAAAUUGUCUAUCAUAAUAAAAUAAACAGCGUACAAUUAUUGUUCUAUGCAAUUCUGAUAUAAAUAUUAAAUGAUACAGCCAUUGAUUUUAGAAUAUUCUAUUCUAUUUUAGUAAAAUGUGGAUACUUACGGGAAUAUAAGUAUUUCUACGAAAAUAUUGUAGAUAUGGACGUGGACGAACGGUGUAAUCGGCAUUAUCGGCAAUCGGUAUUAUCGCCGUCAUGUAUUUUAUUUUGUGCGAUUAAUCGCCUAGUGUGUUAGCCAUUGAACCAUUAAACUUAGUGAAAAACGAAAUUACGACAAGUACGUUGUUAAAACUUAUUUUUUUUAAAAAUACAUUAACAAUGGAUAAGUGGAUAAUAAAAAAACCUAAACUUGAUGUAGAGAGUAGAGACCAACAUGAUACAAAUUAUAACAACGAUCCAAACUUUAACAGAUCAGAAAUAAAUGAAAUUAGUUCAGGUAAGGCUAUUAUUUAUUUUAUUCUUCUUAUAGAAGAAGAUAUUAGAUUUACUAAACACAAGAAUACACUCUCAAUUAUUCAGAACUUUAUACCAAAUAAACUAAUAAAAUUAUCCGAAAAUGAAAUCGAGACAAGUACGGAAAUGAUGUCAAAACAGUGGCCAAUCGUUAUAAGCUCGUGUGACAAUAUUGUAAAUAAAGAAGUUCUAUUGUGGAAACAAAGAUGGAUAACCGCAGUAGAUAAGCUCCCUUGCACGUUUAUAGAUGCAAUACGUUGUUGUGAUGAGUUACUGUUCCCUAAAGUAUACCAAUAUUUAAAAAUUGGCACUACGUUGCCCGUUACAGUUGCCAGUGUAGAACGGAGCUUUUCAACGUUGAAACGAUUGAAAUCAUAUUUGAGGAAUUCUACGGGGGAAAAUCGACUUAAUGGAUUGGAUCACCUAAGUAUCCACAGAGAAAUACCAAUCCAAAGUAGUGAGGUGGUCGAUAUUUUUUCAGAAAAAGAUAGAAAGUUAAUGUUUUAAAAAUUAUCUAAUUUAUUAUUAUUAUUACUUUUUUUUAAUUUUAUUAUUUAACAUUUUUUUUUUAUGUAUACGUAUGGCUUAGUAAUAAGUAGUUAUUUCAGACUUCAGUACACAUUUUAUUAUGACGUGUCAAUUAAAAAAACACGAAUAAAAAUUAGUAGUCUAUUAAAAUGUACGAUAUGUUUUGUUAUGUUCAGAUGUCAGGACGUCAGGUCCAAUUUGAAAACAAUUUAAAAAUUAAAACCCCCCAAAAUUCAGGUCUAAGUACGCCACAGACAUACGUGGUAGCACAGGCGAGUUUUCGACUGUAGAAAAAUAAGAGAAAAUAGACUGAGAUGAUUUGAGCAUGUUAUUUUAAGAGAGGAAUCAGAAGCGGCAAGAAUAUUGUUAUGAAUAUAAACGAAGGCGGGAAUAAGCAGAGAGCAAGACCGAAAACGAGGAGGUAAGAUGUGAUUGAGAAUGAUAUGAGGACACCCAAUGCGGUCAGUGUAUGCUAGGUAGGAGAUUGGGUCAAGUGUAAGUUUCAGACGAGGGUGUUCGAUUUCAAAUAGCCGGAACAAAGGUGAAGCAGAAGUUUUUAAAACGGUGGCGUCAUUUCGAUAUUCGAUAGAUCGGGACAAACUAACAAAAUUUGCCGACUGACGGUACAGGAAAUAAGUUAUUCGCCGAAAUAAAUGUUUGUCGUUUCGUUUAAAUAUUACCAUCAUUUAAUUGGUAUUUAAAAUUGUCAUGCUUACAAAACAAUAGGUAUAUAUUUACGUGGCAUUUAAAUUGUUUACAUAUUGUUAAUGUUAAACGUCAUGAAAAUCGGUUAGAAAAUGAGAAAAUCAAACAUUUGACUACGGAUUACUUUUCUGCGAGGGCAUACGAACGAAAGGUAUAUAAAGCGUUUUUCGAUAUUUUGACAUUUUUUUCUGAAACCCAAAAGCCAGGGAUCAACCAAAAUGCCAAAAUAUGAUAAAUCGAUAAGGCUAGUAGACAGACUGGAGAUUUGCUAAUUUGUUACACGCGAAUGGCGCCAUUGUUUUAUAGUCUUUUGUAUAUUUGAAAUACAAAAUAAAUAAAGAUAAUAUCGUUUGAUAAACUAUAUUAUGUUGUAUAUCAACAGGGCAAUAGCUAUCCCCCCUCGGUGCAUGGCCUCUCCCGAGUUUUUGCAAAUGGGUUGCUAUGGUAAUUAAUAAACACGAAAUUGUCAGCACUUUUAUUAAAAAAAAACAUUUUGAACUCUUUUAAAAAAAAAGGGAUUUUUCGUCCAUGACAAUCAAAUUAAAUAAUACAACUCUUUUUGCCAUCCGCGUUACAAAAGGUAAACACAUAAAUAAAUUUAAAAAGUUCAAUAUUUUCAAAUUAUAAGACCGAAAAUCGAGUGUCAUCCCCUAGAGAGUGUUUGAAUUUCGGGAUAAAACUGAGCGUUAAUUAUUCCCGAGAAAAUACUUUCUACUUUCCAAUGAAAGUCCCGAUAAUUCCAUCGAAAUCGCUUUAGCCGUUUUCGAGAUUAGCUCAGACACACACUAACAGGCAGGAUGACAAACUCUUUAAUUUUAUAAUCGAUUCAAUAAUAUACCUGUACAACUGUACGGGUAUAACUUCUUUGGUUUACGCAGUUUUAUUUAUUUAUUUAUCUGAAACGAAUGGUUGAACGAUUUAUUAACGUUGUGUUAUAAUAUUAUUACGAUUGCAAAUGAAACGUAGGUCUAUAAUAAUGUUAUCGUAUUGCCCGUUAGACCAGAAAAUGGCGGUAAAACGUGUUCGGGCGGCGAUCAAAAGUACAAAUCGUGUUCAACUGAACAGGUAAAUGAUAUUUUAUAAUUCUUUGAUUUAAUCGCCGGAUUAAAUAUCUAAGACGUAUUGAGUGUUUAAGUGUUUGUAAUUUUUUGUUUAUUUUUAUUUUUAGUGUACGAACGCACCCCGGCUAACUCUUAAAGAUUUCGCAAAUGAGAUAUGUUUAAGGGCUAAAGAAUAUGAUUCCGAGCUACUGGGAACUGGUUAUCAAAAAAUCACUUCUGAUCGUAAGUUUAUGCCGAUAUAUCGGCUUGUAUAACAUAAUAUCGUUCACACUGUUGCGCAUCAUGAAAUCGUUGAGUUUUCGAAAUUUCGUAUCUGAUAAAUAUUUGUAAUUAUUUAUAUACAUAGUUCGACAAAACAGAGACAUGGCAAUCAUAAUAUUUAAAUGUGCAAUCAAAAACAAAUAUAUUGCCUUUGAAGUAUUUAUUAGUUUGAUUAUGGGUACAGUGUCGGGCCGGAUAAAAGAAAAAACGGCAUAAAUAUAUUAUUCUGUUGUUUCUUUUUUUAAAUUUAAUUUACAAAAGUCGUUUUGAAGCGUAAAUAAAUAAUGAUACAAAAACACAAAAUGAUAAUAUUUUAAGAUGCCUAAUUAGAUAAGGUAGAAAAAUAAAAUUGAAUAUUUCGAACCGUUGUGACUCAAUACAUAUUUCAAUAUCACACGAAACUACGUGUAAUAGUAUUUUUGUAUACGCUUUGCUAAAAUGUAUACCGCGGUAAAAAAAAAAAAAAAAACAUUGCUUAAAUUCUAUAAAGACAAAAAUGGAAAAAAACGCUUCAAUAAUAUUACUAAAUUUACAAUAUCUAUCUAAUAACGAUAAUGCAAUAAAACAGCAAGUGCAAACCAUAGCCACAGACAUUAAUAAAUGGACGGUACUUUCCCCCCGCACCUCCCUCCUACGUCUACGAUAUGCAUGAUACGGGUAACAAUAUUGAGUGGGAAGAGUUGGCGAUAGUUAGAGGUAUAAUUAUCGAUGGAAUGGGUAUUUCGGUUAUUUUUAUUGCACCAUGAAACUGUUAAUAAAUAUCUGUAGCCAGAUAUCAAGCUAACAGACAGGUACCUAAGCACGGUUAUGGACAUAGCCGUGUAGUCAAGUAAUGGAAAUUUAACAGUGUAAAUAAAACUAUUGAACCGUGUCUUCCAUAGCUGGGAGCUCACUAGCACUGCAUAUCGUCCAUCUCCCUCACUCAAUAUCGGUUCCUCGUUUUUUCCCCUCAAAGCGCAGUCCGUUUGUUAAUAUCUCUAUGGCCUAGAGCCACUGACGUUAUAAUCGUAUUACAUAAUGCUCAUUCGAUAUAGCCAAAGACGCGUGUACCGUUUGGUGUCAUAAAGACAAAGGCGGCACAAAGAGCCGGGGAUGGUCCUUUCCGGACGGGACCACUUGUCAAAUAAAAAAGAACAAGAGAUCGACAUACUGCAUCGGCGGAUAUUGCAAGGUACGUAAAAUAUGUUCAAAUAUUAUCGAAGUAUUAUAGCGAAUGAGAAUUAUUAAAAAUAUUAGGUAUUUUAGAUUCCGAGUGUGCCGGUAAUUGUGAACAAGUUGCGCUCAUUUCUCGGAAAACAUUUUAGGUUAGUGAAAAUGCCCCGACAUUUUAAUGCCAAGACUCAGGAAAGAUGCGUAGUUUUCACCCGGCGCUGCGGCCGUACUUUACUCGAAACAUGUUUAGAAAUUCUUUGCAACAGUCUACCCCGCAGAUCUUUAUCCGAUUAUUUUUUCUCGGAAAACACUUUUACGGUUAGUAAAAAUUCUCCAAAUCGGUCAUUCACGGAGUACGUAGAUAACUUAUACACCUAUACCGUGCGUUGUUUGCAUCAAAGAAGAUGCGGAUUUAUUGCCCUGUAGUAGUUAAUUUGAACGAUAAUUUGUCUAGAUUUCCGGUGGCUUUACUAAUAAAUAAACGGAAUUCUUCAGCAAAUGACACGAUUUAUCGGUUUUAUUUUCGUCGAUUUUUAAAAACAAUAAGUACAGCGAGUUCCGUUUAAUGUGAUUACAUUGGUUCAGGCCAUUUUGAUUCUAUAUACCGAUUGAUUACAUAAAACAUUUGUUUUCUUUUUAAUGAUUCUAUAUUUAUACGUAAAUUUAAAAUAAAAUAAAUACCAAGGUAUUUAUUUUCGAUUCUAUUUGAGAAACUAUUAAUUUAAUUUUCAUAUUAGCCUGAAAUUAAAAUCCAUAUUCAAUUAAUGUAUAUGAAAAAAAAAAAAAAAAAAACAUACGACUAUAAUAAAAACAUAAAAUACCAUAAAAACGAUAAGAAUGUCCAUGGAAGUGGUUCAAUUAUCCGGUGCUUGGUGAUUUUAAUGAAAGGUUAAUUCAACAUUAUUAACAUACGAUUUUUUUUGUGAUUUUUAUUUUUGAUUCCAAUAAACGGUUGAUUCUAUAAACCAUUGAUGGCAUCCGUUAUGCGGAACUCACUGUAUUUCGCGUAUAGCUACGCGCAUGUGUUAGCGAUAUUGCGUAGGUAGGUGCCUACGGAAAUUCUUAAAAUGAAUCGAAGGGUACUUUCAUAUUGAAAUUAAUAGAACGCUAUUGUGUAGAAUUUAAUUUGCUUUCGGUCUCCGUGUAUAAUUACAGUCGUUGUUAGACAAUAGAUGUAACGUAACAAUUACGUUUAUAAAUUACUUAAAUGUUUUAUCGAUCCUGUAAAAUAUGAUAAAUAGCUCAUAAACAAGCUGUUUAAAUAAAUAUUGAGUUCUUUUCAUUUUUGUGUUUACGAAAAAACAAACAUUGUACGAUAAGCAGAAUACUUACGAGUGUGCUAUUUUUUUUUUUUUUUGUUUAUAGCAUCACAAUGACAAUGAUUAUUAGUAAGGUUUUUGGACUGUAUGCACUAAAAAUCCACGAAAAAAAAAAAAACAAUUUUUUAACGCUAUAAAAUAAUUUUUUUUAUAAUACGUACAAUUUUAUUUAAAUAAAAUUACUCCGAGUUAAUGUUAAAUAUUUUUAUUUGAUAAUUUAGAGCCGUAAAAGGGAGGACUUUUAAAUUCUUCUACUAUUUUUGUUUUUUAAAAAUAUUUUUUCCCGAGCCCCAACUAUCGGCUUAUAUUAAUGUUUAUAUUACAUUGAGUUAUGCAUUUAAAUUUUUUUUUUAAGGUGGGAAAUCAUUUGUCUACAGUCUAUAGUAUAUGAUAACGAUCAAAUUAUUUCGUACCUAUAUAUUGUCAGAUAUAUUGAAUUUAUUUCUAACUUCAGUGAAAAUUGAGCAGUUGAUGAUGAUGCUGCAAGUGUUAUGUGAGUUGUAUGUUGGUCAUAAGGUAGGUUUUUUUUUCCAUUAGAUGUCCAUGUUAGAAUUUAGUUUGGUCUAUUUUAAGCCGGUUGAGCACUACUUCUUCGGUAGAUUUACGUAUUUGGUGUUUCUUCUUACAUCUUAGUUUGUUUUCCGCUGUAUUGCAAAAUUCCGCGUUCCGUAUAAUAUUCAUGUGGUAUUUAUUUAUUUAAACCUCUGUUUAUGUCAACAAGCGACGAAGAAUAAAGUUGAUUGCGUUUAAGGCUAUACUACGUCGGCUUUCUCGGUUCCCUUUAUGUUACAAUGCCCUUAAGUCCAUGCAUAAAUCGUACGCCAUACAUAAUUAUAUUAUUAACUAUUAAACGAUUUUUCGAAAAAAAAUAAUCGUCAUAUCAGUCGAUUUAUGUUUUAUAAUAUAACAUAGUAAUUAUAUGUGGAUAAACGAAAAGGAGAGAAUUUUAAGUUAUAUGUGAGAUGUUUCUCGAUAUUUUGGAAUCUAUAUAAUUAUUAACUAUUCAAAAUAAACUGAAAGACCUAAUUUUUUUCGCUCACAAAUAAAAUUAUUUUCAUACGUCGAUAACGGUUAGUUAGGUACUAAGUUCACCCACAUACAUUCCUAAAUUUAAAGGAUCGUUUACUUUAUAGGAUGCCUUUUUUACUACUAUCUAGCAGGUACUAGCAGCUAGUGUAUUGGAAUAUUCGUUUACACGUAGAUAGUAUAAUAGAUAGUACACAAUGGUCAAUAGAUAUAUUGGAGCGUAUAUAAUAACCAGUUGGGGUAGUUUGGUAUUCCUAUUCGUCUGCACGAUGAUAGCUCAGGCAUCUACUAGUAAAAUAGCCAUUUAGUUUGUCAAAAAGUUAAACAUUUUAACUUUAGUAUCUCGCUAAAUUAAAUAUGUAUUUAUUUAAGAUUCUGAGUGUAGCGAGUUUUAUUAUCAGAUUAGUUCCAUUAUGAUGUGCGGUUUUAUUUACUUAUUUUUUUGAAUCACCAUUAUUCUACGCACUAUUUUUCGAUUUGUAAGAAUCAACUUUGUUUAGCUCCAUAAAUAUACAUACAAAUGUAACGCAAGGUUUUUCAUAAGUUUUUUUUAGUGUUUAAAAACAAAAAGUCGAGUUUUUCAUUCUCCCACUUACAAUUGUAGUAGCCUGAGCAUUAGCAGUGUCAGUUAUUAUUGUUAUUAUUAUUUUUAUGACAAUGUAUUUAACAUUAAUUUUUAUUUGCACCAUAGAUCAUCCUAGAGGGUUUCGCUCUGUUUGGAAUACUUCACCAAAGGUGAAAAUUACGAACGUAGAGAGUAUGGGAAAUCAGAACGAAACCAAAGUGCGCCCCAGAUGACAACGCUACGGCGUGUGAAAUGACUAUAAGCGAGAAAUGAGCGUAAAAGAGGAAAUUCAGGCGUGUUGCCAAUAUACGAUGUAAAACGGGAGAGAACAGGAUUGUGGAGGUUCGGGUAAUACGUCAUGAAGUAACGGCAAGGUAUGCGCACAUAGGAGGUGAAACGAAGGCCAGAGAUAAAUAAACGAGGAAGUGAUUCGAUGACGGUCACAUUGGAAAUAUCCAACAUUUAAGCGUUUGGUCAGUUCGUUUAUUGAUUCGAUGACAUUUAUUGUGAAACGACAAGAUACAGGUACACAAGUGCCGUUAAAAGGAUAAUUGUACAUUUAAAAUUUUUACAUUUUUUUUUAUUAUGUUUAUAAUGAAUACAAGUUAUUAUUGCUCAACUUAAUCAAUUAAUAUUAAUAACGUAAAGAGAAGAGAAAAAAAAUAACAACUAAUAAACCGUUUUAUAGAUAUAUAGAAUUAAGGUAUAUAAUUUUAGGUACGUGAAACUGGAACCACAAAGUUAACGAAAAAUAAAACAAAUAUUCCAACUAUCUCUACUCUGAGUUGUUAGAUAUUGUUGGAUAAUUGUUAGAAUUUGUUGGAGGAAAUUUAAAAAGUUUAAAAUUUUACCUGUUGUAUUUACGGUAUGAAUUAUUUUUAAAUGUUUAAAAAGAAACAAAAUUGUGACGUUGAGGUUUCGUUACAUACUUUGUUUGUAUACUGUAUAGUAUUUAAACAUUUCAUACAAAUCUGAGCAUUUUUACCCGCCAAAAGUGUUAAAAAUCCAUAAAAACAAUUCGUUGGGAACCAAGUUAGACCAUAUCCAAUAAAAACAGUUCGGGAAAUAUUUAUUUUUCUUGCGUCAAAAGUUAGUUCCACAUUGGCCCUUCAGUCACUCCUUAUCAGAUUUUAACUUAACUCAUUUUUAUAGCGGCUUACCGAGAGAUUUCCCGAUGUUCCGGUGGCCUAGUCCAACCCUGGUUGGGAAAAGUGUUGGGAAUUUCGAAAUAUUUUUCAAACAAUAAACGAUCAGAUGAAAUAUUCGCACUUUUUGAGAUAAUGUGAAGUGAUUCUGAGACAAUGUGUUUUCUGAGAGAUGAAAAUAACACGUACAAUUAUAAUAGCUUUUUCGUUGUAUUCAAUAUUAAUUUGUCACUUAUUGCGAAUAUCACGAUAGGUUUUUGUUCGCAUUAACAAUUUAAUAUAACAAAUCAAUAUUUCCCCUUUGUCCUGGUAUAUUUCAAACUUAAAGCACUAUAUUAGUGUACGAUCAUGAUGUAGGAAUUCGCGUGCGAGGAUAAUAUCGCACCUGCGGCGGACACGCUGCACAUCGAGUCGGCCGAAAGGUGCGAACCGCCGCCUGCCCGGCCGAGGUCGCCGUCCCGACCGCUAGCGCUUUUGCCGGCCGAGUCGGAAACGGGCACCGGAUGGAAAUGGCAGCCGGUGUCCGUGUGUCAUUACAGUUGCAUGUUGCCUGGCACGGGUUUCAAACUGGUCGAGGGCAAAACGUGCAAAAACUGCGAUUCCAUCGUAAGCAUAAAGGUCUGCCAUCCGCAGAAAGACGUGAGUACAAUAGUAUUACGUUUGAACAGUUUAAGUCGAUUAUUAUAAACAAAUUGCUGUCCGAUCAUAUAAUAAUUUUAUACGUACCUAUCGACUUCCUUUAUUGUAUACCAGUAUAAUAAAAUACGUAUCCGAACGCGGUGCGCAAUUAUUACGGGGAAAGUUCAUUUUAAAAAGCGACUCUUUCUGGUUUUCGUUACCUAUACCCAUGUUGUUAUAGACUAUAGUAACUUGUUAUAUUAGAUUCUGAACAGACGAGUAGUGUAUUGGUUUUUUUAAUGACAUUACAAAUUGUUUAUACUUAUACAAGUUUAUAAUUUCGUAACUACUCAGUUUCGGUAUAUUACCAUCUUCGGGUUAUUGAUAACAAUGUUUUUGGUUUAAUUACGCAUUAAUAAAUAGAUAAAUAUUAAAUUAAAAAUAAAUUAAAAAAACGUUAUAAUUUGAACUUAUGCACAUUGUUUUAUUGUUUACAAAACAUUCUAAUUAGUAACCUGAAGAUGGUAACAUACCGAAACUGAGUAGUUAGGAAAUCAUAAACUUAAAACACUCUUUAAGUAAAGUUUUUUCAAACGAUUUUUUUAUAUUUAUGUGUUAUAUUUAGAGUGUCAAAAUCUCAAACUUUACAAUGAUGUUAAUUUUUUCUUGUAAACAACUUUUCUACCAGAAAUUUUGUUCGGAUUUUCGAUUGUAGAAUUUUUUCUGAAAGGAAAUUUGACUGGGGUAGUACUUUAAGGAGAUCGUUUUUUAAUUUUCCAAAUAGUUUUCAUAAUAAUUGGGAAAAUCUGAACAAUUUACAAAAUAUAUUAUUUUCAAAUCGUAAAUAUUACGGCCUUUCAAAACACGUUUAACUGAACUCUGCUCAGAAUCGUCUUUCGUUAGCAAUUAUAAAUCAUUGCGUACAGACAUAUAUUCUAUUUCCCCUUCUACCUUUCCGAUUUCUCACCUACAACAGUGACCUACCUAUCGUGCGAAAUAUGUCCGUUCGUUUUUUUUUUUUUCAUUUCAUAACGAAUACUUUCUAGGCUUCUUGAUAUCGGAACGAUUAGGUCCUGGGCAUUCGUGCGUAUCAGAAUUCGUUUCUUUCCCCGUGAUAUCGUCAAAAAUAUAGCCGAUCCCUAAUAAACAAACGGGUUCAAGCGACAUUUUGACAUUAUGAUUAUUAAGGACCGCGAUAUAAUGAAUAUAAAAAAAAAAGUUAUCUAACCUGUGUUUGACAAUUGUUUUCCGCCAUUAUUUCUAGCAAUGCAAACUGGGUUUAAAAUCCGUCGUGGAUUACGCGACUACGAUCUGCACUAAAUACGGACAAAAAGUGCAGAGGCUUUCGGGUUUAGGAAUGCAACUUUCGUCGGUGCCAGGCAAGAGAAGAAAACUUCUAAAAUAAACUACUAAAAAAAUAUAAACAAAACACCGUUAUUUUAUCGCGUUUUUAUAUUUUCAGAGGACAUGGACAGGCCGUGCAGACUGGCAUGUCAAGACCAAACGGUCCAGCACAGAUUUUACAUCGUCAACGGCGAAGUCGGUUGGUUUCCUUUCGGCACAGAUUGCGCCCGAGGCGAUCCGGACCGGCAUGCUUUUUGUCUGAGCGGAAAAUGUUUGGUUCGUGCGCGCGCAUAUAUGAAAACCAUAAAAUACCGUUAACAUUAGAUAAUUAUUAAGACAAAACCUAUUGAAGUACGGAUUUUAAAAAAAUCCCGAUUCUAGAAUUCUAGAUUCUCGUUGUUUCCAACUGUAUAAAUACUUAAUAUCGAAAAGUACUGCAAUGGCUGCGUGUACGAAAAUAACGAAAAAUUAAUAUGUUCAAUUCAGUGCUUGAAUCGGUGGAGGGGUGGGGCGCAAGUUGAUAAAGUUUCAUUAAUACGUAUAUAAAUACACAUUUUUUGGCGUCUAUUUAUACUAAUUAUUUUUAUUGUGAUAUUUUUGAAACACUUGUUCCUUUCAUCAAAUCGGAUAAACUGUUUAAUAUUUAUCGGCGGGUAAUAAUAUUUCUUUUUCAACAAAUUAAUCGAUACAACCAUUAUCGUUUUUUAUGAAAAUAUGCAACAAUUUGAUAAAAAAUUAAAAUGUAAACGAAGUACAUAGUAUUAUAAUUAAUGUUAUAAACAUCAUUUAAAUGCCGACACACCAUGGGAGGAACAUUGUUGUGGUUGGGAUAUCCUACAGGGCGAUUCAGUUAUUUAUACCUGUACAAGACCAUAGAUUAUUGUAAACGAAAAAUGAUUCUGAGCAAAGUUCGGUGUAAAACAAAUUUUGGUGAAUACAAUUUUAAUAUUGUACUGAAUUGUAACCGUUGAAAAAUAAAUUACGUUUUCCACGAAAUUUUAACAUAAUUCCGAUCUCAAAUAGCAGACGAAAAUAUAUCAAAAAAUUUUCGUUUACAUAAAACAUUAUAGUGAUUAAUAAAUAAAAAAUUUCGGAAUAUUUUCGAAAUUACAUUGCGUUUAGAAAGUGCUAAUAUAAAUAUUUGGAGAAGGGUUUAGAUAUCUCUAUGAUUAUUUUUCACUGAAUUACCACAGAGAAAACCAAAAUCUAUUUCCAUCGUGUUCUACAGAUUUUCAUACCUUAGUUAAUAUUUUAUAUUUAAAAAAUAAAUUAAUAAAUAAUAUUUAAAUAAAUAAAUUUAUAAAAUGUUUAAUAUUUGUUUUAAACUUGGGUUUUUUGUCACAAGAAUAUAGAGAAAAAUUUAAUUUUUAUCCAGUAAUCAAUAAAAUAAAAAUAGAACUUCUUAGUUGUUCACUUUUUAACAUGUUAGAAAUUGACAUUUUACAUAAAGUAUUAUUCCAAACAUUCGAUUAGACAUUACAUUUAUACCCGAUCGAUAUUUUCAUAGUAAUAAUCAUUUAAAUUUCUAAUAUUUUCGAUUUUUUACAUUUCUAACACUAAAAUAAUUUUCAAUAGGUAUACAAUAAAAUGAAAACUCGCCGAUUGUUAAAAUAGUGAUCAUUUGACAGUUGUAUUACGGUUGUGAUUCCCAAUUGCGCAAUGCCGUAAUAAAUACAAUUUUUUUCACGUCCCUUCUUUAGAGAUUUCUAGCGAUUAUAAAGGGUGAUAAUAAAAAUUUAAUUUUUCUCUAAAUGUAUGUGUCACAUUAAAAAAAAAAUGUCAAAAACUAAAAAUCAACAGAAAUAAAAAAAAAAAUUGGGUAAGACACGGUGGGAUAUAUUGUACAUGAGGGCGUUUCUAACGGGCUUUUUCCCUCAACCGUGUUAUUUUCAUGUCGUGGUUCCUCGUGUAUAUCAAUACUACGUUUGCUGAUCGUACCAUAUAUUUGUAUGGAUUUUAAAUUUAACCUUCGUUAUAAAAAAAAAAAAUAAAAAUAUUAUUCAUUAAUGGUUUUUUAUUGCUCAAUGACGUAGUCGUAUAGUUCGUAACUAUUCUACGCUAUAUUCCGUAAAUUAAAAUUAAAAAAAACAAACAUUAUUAAUACGAUAAUAUUAUUAAGUCGAAUAUUAACCGAUAAUAUUUCAUUAUUAACCGUAAAUUAAAUAAACGUCAGUUGCAUAAGUCAUUGCCAGUUCAGCCAGUAUUUAAACUGAUACUCAAAUAGAAUCCACUUUUACACUCUUAACACCGUGGGCGAGUUUUGAGGUGCAAGUACAAAUUAUAUAUCAUAACACUCUAUUAUUUUACUUAUACGAGUCUUACAAACUACACAAAUGUCUGAUCGUUGGAGCAUUGUCGAGAUUAAUUCGUAGUUUGUGCACACCCCGUUACGACUGUGUGCAAAUAUGUUAUAAUAAUGCAAAUAAUGUUUCACUUUUGGCUGGUUCUACGCUAUUUAGACGGGCGAUAGGCCGACCGUCGUUGUUUUCCAGUGUCUGUCCAUAGUUUUUUUAUGCGAUGCUGAUUCAUUUCUGCCCCGCACGCCAAAUAUUUCAUCAUAAGAUCAUCCUUGAUCGUUAUUUAUAGGCGUCUUCUCCUUGGUCGUACACUGUCCGUUGUUUACGUUUCACGACUGAUCUACAUAAUAUUAUACGUGCCUGGCCCACUCCAUUGUUAUUAUUUUUUUUUCCCGAGGUUUCUUUCCAGUAUUUAAAUAAAAUGAUUGCAAAAUCAUUAAAUCACAAACGCCGCAUAAAGCUUAUUAAUGUAUACCUAUUUACUGCAUAUUAAUGCGAAACGUGUCGAUAUUAUAUUAUUCACAGGAUUUCGGACCGGACAAUAUGCCAUUGUCUGUGGAAGACGCGGUUUCACACAAUAAUUUCAGUUCGAAUAAUCGUAUAAAAAGAAGUUUGCACAAUUAUAGCGAUGACAAUAAUAAUAAUUAUACGCUACAAGAGGUUAUACGACAGCUGUUUAACGCGAACAAACGUAAGUUUUUUGUUUGGUUUUUUUUGAUUUUGACGAAUCAAUAAUUAACACUUAAUUAAGUUAAAUAAGCAAAAAAAGUCUUCAGUUAAAAGUUAAAAUGCAAAAUUAUGUCAACUUAACAAGGUUAAAAUAUUCAUUUGUUUUUUUUUUUUUUGGAAGAGUGGGGUGGGUUAUACAAAUUCAACAUCAAAAAUAUUCGAUAUAAUAAGUAAUAAAUAUUUUUAUUAAAAUAAACUAAAUCAAACUAUGACAGUAAAUUGUAAAAUGCAUAAAUCGUAGUACUUGAAAUUGAAUUUCGAGAAAAAUCAUUUGUCUUCAACUUGUUAACUUGACUGGAUGUCUGGAUAUGUGAAAAUAAAUUUUUAAAAGUUAAUUUUGCACAUUGCAAACCUUAUCUAGUUAAAUUAAUUAGUUAACGAUUGAAAAAAAAAAAACAGUUAAGGUUAAAAAUUCAAAUGCCAUCGGUCACUACUCUUAUUAAGACACGACUAGUUAAUGAAUAAUAUUUACUCGGCUAAGUCAACUGAAAAAAUAUUAUAGAGUUAAAAUUUUGAAAUUUAAUUAUUUUAUUAAUAAACCGAGUUAAGUAGUAAUACGUUGAAAAUUUAAUUGAUUUAGUUGAGUUUAAUAUUUUACUUUUUCAAUGAAUAUGUUUAUUAUAUCUACAAUUUACAAAGGAUUUUAAAAACACAGAGGAAGCAUCAUUUGUAUUACUUAUAUUAAACAUGGAACCCUACAGACAAUGUUGAGAAAAAAAAAAUAUUUUGGUGGUAAUUAUGAUGGUAGUACUUAUUCAAAUAGCGUAUAGAUUAUAAAUUUAAUAUCGUCUUCAAAUAUAAAGCAAUUUCAAUUAACUUAACUCGAUACAAUAUUCACAAAAUUCAUUCGUCAAUUACAAUAUUAAUAGUAAGUUGAUGUAAAACUAAUUAGAAAAAAUAAAAUAAAAUACUUUAUAUUAAAAUUUUAACUUAAUUUUUAAUUAUUUUAACUCGUUAGCCUAGUCUAGUUUUUUUUAAUACCACUCGUAACGGCGUUUAAAUUAUGUGAAUUUCAGAAAACAGACGACCUGCAAUAAUUAAAGAUUACGAUGACAAGAUAUCGUUAGACUUUGACAAUCCUGUGGACUUUGACAAUUCAUGAAGACGUGAUAAUGUAUUUUUAUAUUUUAAAAAAAAAAAAGACUACAUUGGUUAUUGAAAUAUAAGUUAAAUAUUGCGAACAAUCAAAUUCGCUGUUUAUUGCCUUUUUGAUUACUGAGUUUUGUCUACGCACGGCGUUAUGCCUAGACAAUUUUAAUGCACGCACGUUUUGAGGUACCUCAAUAUUUAUAGUGGAAACAAACGUG